AUGGAUUUAAGAUCAAUUUUAAAUAAACAUCAGGGGCCUGCACAAUCAUCCCCAUGAAGCUCCCACAUCUCCCUUUCAACAGGAAACUCAUCUGCUGUAGCAAGACUACUUGAUUCUCUUUCAAUGAGAGCUCUUCUUUUAAUUCGGAGUUUACAUUUAGAGCUGGUAAUUGAUGCUCCCUCUAUGCCUCUUAACGAAAAUCUUCUCUUAAAUCAUAUAGACGCCUCAAUUGAAUUUGUAACAGGCAGAUCGUAUUCUGCUUUAAAGUAUGACAGAAACAUGGAAUUAGGAUUCAGCAAACAAAAGAAAAUGAAAGGUUUAUUUGAGUAAGCGAUAUAUAGAAUCCUCAAAUGAAAAAUUGACGAAGAUAUUUCUAGCGAAGAAUUUUCUUGCCUUUAUUCGCAAUGGCUGGAAACAUAUAACAUCCCAGAUAUUCUGAGUGCUCAAAGUUCGCAAGAAAUUAACGAGGUUUUCACAUUUUUUUUAAUUUUGGAAGAAGGUCAAGGGUUUCAAGUGAAGCUUAUAGAGAAAGUAAAAGCUACUCAGAUUGAAAUGAUGAUUUUUCUGGUUACUAAUGAGUACAACAAAGCAUUGCUUUCAAGAUGGUCGAUUAGUUCUGAAUGGAUUCAGCUGUCAGAGUCAUUAUUUAGGGCAUUAGAUGAGGAGGAAAAUGGCCAUAUAGAUGCUGAAUCAGUUCAAUUUCUAGUUUUAGCCCUGCUGCUCCCUGAAUCGAAAAUCGACCCAGUUUUGGCAAGAAAACAAGUUUAUCAAAUGCUCCAAGAUAUGAGCCACUGCAAUGGUCUUAUCACUCUCCGUUGCUGAAAAUCUUAUUUGCUUAGUACCCUUUUCAUAAGAAAGCAAAACUAUUGGAAAAAUCCUUAUUUUGGGUAAAGACCCAUCUUCCGUGAGGAAACGAAAAAUUUUUAUGAAAAAUUUUUGAUACAUAAGUGAUAAUUAUUAUAAUUAAUGAAAUCAUAGCUAAUUCGUUUAAUUAUAAAGAACUUGCUUUCGCAAAUAUUAAUUUUUUUAAAGUUUUUAUAUAUAUAAUUUUUUUUAAAAAAAUUAACCCCCUCUCCGUGAGCGAGCAAAAUUUGUUUGUUCGCUCACGGUGGGGAAGUCAGUAAAAAAAAUGAACUCUCCUGAUGACCUUCGACUGCUGCAGAACAGACUUCACUCUAUAGUUGAAAUAUGGAGAGAAGUAAGAAAUAAAAUUUUUACGAAAGAAAUACCUGCUUUGUCAAAAUGCACGUACUUAGCAACUAGCAAGCAAGAGCUUCCUUCAAUUUGGAAUCAAGCCAUAAUGUUAUCACUCUCAAGCUCUUUAAGAAGUAUUUUCUAAUUAGACUGGGAACGAUUAUAUAAAUUCCUGCGAUUCUCAGGCUGGCUUUUAGGAAGCACCCCAACUUUAUCAACAAAAGGCCAAUGCUUCAUCCAGGGCACUUAUAUUCAGGAUUCAUCAGAACUUUCAUUGUAUCUAAUAUCAAAUUACCUACUCCGAACCUGAUCAGCAAGCAAAAUCAUUAGAAAAAUAUAUUAUUUUUGGGAAAAUUAACCCCAUGUUGCGAGUAAAAGAUAUAUUUAAUAUAAUUAUUUUACCAUAAUGAUUAUAUAUAUUUAAAAUUUUAAAAUCAAGAUCUCCAGCUGAUUAUAAUACAUUUCAAUAGCUUGUAUCUUUUAAAAUUAAAUUUUAUAAAUUCAAUAGAUAUUUUAUUUCAAAUAUUUAUAUUUUCUAAAAUCAAUUUAUAGAUUCUAGAAAUAAAAUUUUAAAAAAAUUAACCCCUUUGCUAGAGAGUUAGAACUCGAAGGCCAGUUUCACACAAGUGUUGCAAUAAAUUGUUUAACUCAGGAAUCUCUUACUCAGGUGGCUGGAGAUCCAAGAUUUCAAGCAAUUCUUAAGACAAUACAAACUUAUGAUAAAUUAAUUGGAGCAGUUCUCUCAGAAAUUAUCUCAGCAUAUAAGGCUACCAUUAGUAAUAAUGAGCCUGCAGGUCCUCCAACAAUACCAAUAAGCAUAGGCAAUAUUGGGAAAUGCUUGGAGCUCAAACCUAAGCCAUCUGAAACAUCGGAAAAUACACCAGCAGCUUCAAGAAAGAAUUCUGAAGUCGCCCCUCCAGUAAGGCUAAAAACUGUCAGAACCAGUCCAACUUUGAUUCCAAGUCGCAAAAUUUUGAUGAAGAAUAGUGAUAAAACAGAUAGAGGCGAAAGAUCAGCAGCUACUCCAAACCGUCUCGAAAGAAAUAGAACAGAGGUCACAGUGCAGCGUAUAUCAACUACUCCAAAUCGACUUGAAAGAAAUAAAACAGAGAUUGCCGUUCAACGAUCGCAUGCACAAAUUACUCCAACUCGGCAAGUAAAAGCUUCAUCUAUAACAGCUAGAACUAAGAGAUCAGCUACUGUUACUGAAAGUCCUGAUUUUCUCAAAAAGCAGCCAACUACUCCUAUACUUGAAACUCCUGUGUCAAUUGAUUCGAAAGCCCUUCAAGGAGCUUUCACUGAUAGAAAUACAGUGACUCCAACUAAAGGAUCAAGGCAAGCUGUUUCUGGAACACCAGCUACAUCAAAAUCUGCAAAGAGUUCAAGUAUUAAUAUUCGCAGCGUCACUCCUACUAAAUCAUCAAUAAGUUUAAACAUUUAUCCAUCAUCCAAAACUCCUAUUAAGAAAGUUGAGAAAUACGAUGAUGUUAUGAAAAGGCUGUCCAAAAAAUAA
This is a messenger RNA of Blepharisma stoltei, 2707 nucleotides long. The record is from the annotation of a GenBank genome assembly. Lineage: Eukaryota; Ciliophora; Heterotrichea; Heterotrichida; Blepharismidae.